GCCACGUCGACAGCUCUGCGUCGACAUCUAUCUGCACACGCGCCCAGCUCCCCAGUUGCUUUUUGUGCGGAGUUAACCCACUAAAUUCGCGACGCAGGGGUCCAGAACUAUUAUUUGACUGGAACAAAAUCGAAGAUUUGGUUCGUCUGUCUUCAAGUGGUCUUUUUGCGUGCCGAAGCUUCGCAGCCUAGUUGGCUUAGCUUAGCUUAGCUUGUGAACACAGAACAACGUAGUUCGACGCUUGAAAAUAUAUUGGAGCCUCCUAAAUUGUGCGAAAUGCGCGCAAGAAGGACGCCAGCCGCAAAGUUCGAGGCGGAACUUUGUGACGCAAAAGAUCAGCGACAUCUUCAACUCUCGACUGCUUGCAAAAUGCAAGUAAAAGUUGUUCUUCGCAGACUACCAGAUUUCAGAAAACAUCUAGGUGCUGAGGGGCAGGAACAAGAAUCUCCUGGCGUUAAAGACUAUGUUGCGCUCCCCCAUACCAAAAAGAAGGAGCCAGGGCCCUGUCCACAGGAGGAGGGAAAAGAGCAACAAGCUAAAGAGGAGGAAGGUAUCACCAGGUCAACUGGUGAGCCCUUGAAAAGUGAAGAUAGCCCGGGUCAGGCCAGCAGAGGGGCAGAGCGGCCAAGCGGCAGCAGCAGCUCAACAGAAGGUUUGCAAGAAGACAUUUUCAUCGCACCAUCAGAUAGAAAUGGCGCCACGUCACACUCCCCUUACAAAGAUGGUGGUCAGAAGAAAUCUCACCGUGACGACAAACUCUGCAAAUGCUCUCAGUGUGGGAAAACCUUUGCCACUAAGUAUACUUGUCUUAGGCAUAUGAGGAUCCACACUGGUGAAAAACCUUUUUCCUGCUCAGUUUGUGAUCAAAGAUUCACUGAGAAGAGCACCUUACAAUCACACGAAAGAACCCACACGGGAGAAAAACCUUUCUCCUGCUUAGUUUGUGGUCAGAAAUACGCUCAAAAGAAACACUUGAAAGUACACACAAGAACCCACACCGGAGAAAAACCUUUUUCCUGCUCAGUUUGUGGUCAAAGAUUCAGUCUCAAGAAUGGCUUACAAAUACACGAAAGAACACACACGGGAGAAAAACCUUUUUCCUGCUUGGUUUGUGGUCGAAGAUUCGCUCAAAAGCAACACUUGAAAAGACACACAGGAACCCACGCGCGAGAAAAACCUUUUUCCUGCUCAGUUUGUGGAAAAUGUUUUGUGAAGUCUUCUGACUUAACAACACACACAAAAACCCACUCUGGUGAAAAACCUUUUUCCUGCUCAGUUUGUGGUCAAGGAUUCUCUCAAAAACAAAAUGUAAAAAUUCACGAAAGAACCCACACCGGAGAAAAACCAUUUUCCUGCUCAGUUUGUGGUCAAAGAUUCGCUCAAACGACAUACUUAAAAAUGCACACAAGAACCCACACCGGAGAAAAACCUUUUUCCUGCUCAGUUUGUGGUCAAAGAUUUGCUCUAAAGCAAUACUUGGUAAUACACACAAGAGCCCACACCGGAGAAAAACCUUUUUCCUGCUCGGUUUGUGGUCAGAGAUUCAGUAAAAAGAACACCUUACAAAUGCACGAAAGAACCCACACCGGAGAAAAACCUUUUUCCUGCUCAGUUUGUGGUCAAAGAUACGUUAAUAAGCAACACUUGAACAUACACACAAGAACCCACACCGGAGAAAAAACUUUUCCCUGCUCAGUUUGUAGCCAAAGAUUCAGUGCUAAGAGCUACUUAAAAAUACAUACAAGAACCCACACUGGAGAAAAACCUUUUCCCUGCUCAGUUUGUGGUCAGAGAUUCGGUAUGAAGAGCACCUUACAAAUACACGGAAGAAUCCACACCGGAGAAAAACCGUAUUCCUGCUCAGUUUGUGGUCAAAGAUUCAGUCAACGGGGUGCCUUAAAAGUGCACAUAAGAACCCAUACUGGUGAAAAACCUUUUUCCUGCACAGUUUGUGGUCGAGGAUUUACGCGGAAGAAUCGGAUGAAGAACCAUGUGUGUAUGGGUGAGAGAAGCAGUGGCCAAUGACUGUUUUACCUGUUAUCCAUGCUGGCUUCAUCAGAUUCUGCAUGCAGGACGAUUGUGUUCUGUAGAGCUUCCUCAAAUACUGUUGAGGAUUGCUGUUUUUGGUGCAUUAUGUGUGCUUUGUCCUAUCCUUGUUUGAUGCUCAUCCACACAAUAUUACAGUAUUUUAGAUUUCAUUUGUCAUUUCAUAUACACUUUUAGGUGUCAAAGCUUAAACAUACCAAUGUUUUUAUGCUUUAUUCACUCAUGGAAAGCCUUUGAUCGGAUUAAUUAUAGCAAACUUUUCCUUAUGUUGACACGGGGUGCUCACAAUUAUCCUUAUUCUUGCCAUCUAGGAUGCAAAGGAACUUGUUCACAUUAAAUAGGGUGGCUCACAGCUUCAUGUGUCGAUUAAAUGAGUCUGAAAAUAAUAUUCAAACGAAGUUAACAGACCCUACAAAUUACCUUAGAUAUAGUUCAAGCCACUGGCGCAAGAGCCUGUUUAUUGUGUAUGGAUAGCCUUCUUGAUGUUUUUUUUUUUUUUUCCUAGUCACUUUAUUACAAUGUCUCCUUAUGUACGGCUUUUUUUUUUGUUUUUUUGUUUUUUUUUUGUUUAAAUUAAUGGUGUGUGUGCGCUAUGGACUCACUGUGAGUUUCCUGAAUAACGAUCAUAUGUUUUCUUGUCGAACCUUAUUUUUUAUAUUUGUUGUUUUAAUCAUUUCUAUUUGUAAUGCUUAACUCAUUCACUCCCAGCCAUUUUCACCGCCCUUCCCUCCUGGCCCUUUUACUGGAUUUUGACUGAUUUUGCAAGGCCCACAGAAAAUUCUGUUCUAUUGCUAUAUAAACAUGGAACCCACCAAAAGAAAGAUUACUCUCUUCUUUCAGCAGGAAAAAAAUUAAUAUCUUUCCAUUCUUUAGAAAUCAGCAUUGGAAAAUAGCUUAUUUUGAGCAAUUUUCAAUUUCUGAUGAAAAAACAGAAAUUACGCUUUUUGUGAAAGCAUACAUUUCAAACAUAACUUUGACUUUAACACUGCUAUUUUUUUGCUUUUGUGACAUCCUAAACAUCUGAAUAAUGUUCUCCUUCUACAAAAUAACAUAAUAUGACAAAUAGAGCUUUUGAUAGCAAAGCAACAAUUUAUUUACACAUAACUCAGUUGACACUUUUGUGGCCGCGACAGCCGGGUAAACUUCUUCCUCAUCACCGCCUGUCUCAUAAAGAUGGAUUUUUUUUUUUGUCUCUGCGGGUUCUGCUCGGCAAGCAGCACGGACUCAACGGCAUCGUCUGCUGCAGUGGUGGUCCCGGUCGUUCUGCUUGGUCAUCCAGCGCCUGGCAUCCCGGGCGUCCUCUAGGUUGUUCUGCUCGGUCGUCUGCCGCCUGGCAUCCUGGACGCCAUUCGGUCGUCUUCCCCCGGCGCCCCGGCCGUGCGGCCCGGCUGUUCGUUGCCGUUGAAUCAGGUUGCGGGUCUUACCAAAUGCGCGACUGCCCUCCAUUGGCCAGUUUUAUUGCUUUAAAAUGGAUAUCAGCUUUGUGCUUUGGGGCUAAAUUGAAUCAGAACCCAGAGAUGUCUAUUGUUUAAAAAAAAAAAAAAUGUAAAAGACGUAGAAAUACCUCUUUUACCUAACCUGAAACAAUUAAAACGGACGUAUUCAUACGUUUUUGGAAGCAAGUGAGUUAAAAGUCAUGACAGAAAAACACACUAUUUCCAUUAUGUUCAUGACAGUGUUGUAUGAAGUAGUUCAAUUCAUUCAUUAAAUCAAGGCUAACUAUUUUACAAAGAUAGACCAAAAAGGAGGUUUAAGGAUGUAUGUUGAUAAAGAGGACAUGAAGGUAAUUGGUGUGAGAGCAGAGGAUGCAGAGGACACGACUGAUUCGCUGUGGUGACCUCUGAAGGGAAAAGCCAAAAGGAAUAGAAGACGGGUCAGACAUUUGCAUACAUUUACCUACCAUUUAUUUGGGAAAACUAAUGAGGUCAGGCAUCUCGUGAUUGAAUCAAUGCUUGUUUCUAACAAGAUUAUGGUUAGAUUUAUGUAAGUGCUACAUGUUUCACAAAUAAUUUGAAAUAUCAAAUUGGUUAAUCCACGUUCCCACGAUGACAAACAAAUACCCCCUCAAAAAAUUACAUUUCAUUUGAGCAUUUUCAAAUCAGUUUGGUCAUCAUCCAGACUACUCUGGCAUUAAAAUAGAUUUUUCUUAAAGCAGUUUUAUGAAGAAUUCAGUAUCUCGUGUGAAUGUAGAAUUUGAUGAACGGUGCAUAAAAUGUCCUCCAAUUCUGGAAUGACCCAUAUAGCAUGCAAGAUGUUCUCCCCAGAGCAUUUUGAUCCCAAGAACAGCAUGUUGCAUUUACUCAUAAAAUAAUACGGCCAAGGCAUUAAACAGCAUGGUUGUACUUAGUUAUUUUAUACCUCCUACCAUCUAGUGCAGGAGUCGGGAACCUUUUUGGCUGAGAGAGCCAUGAUCAUCACAUAGUUUUAAAUGUUGUUGAAUCCGGAGAAUUCAUUGUCAGUGGCGUAAGGCAAUGCGCACAAGCAAAAGGUAUAGAUAAAAAAGCUAACUCUGGAUAAGGUCGGCUCUUUUUCAGCCCUCGACACUCUGUAACUCUCUCUCUGUAACUCGAGAGAGUUGUGUUCGAACAGAUUCAGGUUUUUAUGAUGCAAAAUUCAGUCUGGAUUUCAGCUACAACACAGCACCGAGACCGUGCUUAUUAAAGUCCUAAAUGAUAUUCGUCGGAGUACCGAUGCAGGCAAAUCAUCUGUUCUGCUACUAUUGGAUCUCUGCGCCGCAUUCGACAUGGUUGAUCACACCAUACUACUCAGCAGAUUGGAACAGUGGGUAGGGCUUACUGACACUGUUCUUCAGUGGUUCACAUCUUAUUUACAUGAUAGGGAUUUCUUUGUGUCAAUCGGAAACCAUCAGUCAGAACGAACCAAAUUCACGUGUGGAGUCCCUCAAGGGUCAAUUCUUGGACCACUCUUAUUUAACAUCUAUAUGCUUCCCCGAGCUCAGAUUAUGGAACAGUAUCACAUCUCCUAUCACACCUAUCCAGAUGACAUAGAACUCUACAUUUCUGUGUCCCCACAUGAUUAUAGUCCCUUAGUCUCCCUGAGUUAAUGCAUUCAUCAAAUCAUUGAAGGGAUGUGAGAUAAUUUUCUCCAAUUAAAUGUGGAGAAGACAGAAGUGAUCAUUUUUGGGCCAAAAAAGGAAAGGUCACAGAUAUGCAGGCACCUUAGCACAAUGUCACAUAUACCCCUUUCCCACUGGCCAAAAACCCAUGUCAACCCACUAACAAUCGGCUUUUGGUGGCAGUGGGAAAGGUGCAGCGAUCCGCCUUGACCCGCGUUAAAAUCACCUUGGCUCUGAUCGUCAUGCAGUGUGAAGCAAAACCUCGGGUCAACAGUCAACACCCUAAUCUACGUGGUGACGUAGGUGAUGCGUCAUAACAACGUGCCAGUCGCCUCCCAUUUAACACGCCCCACAACCAUAGUUACGUUGAUGCUCACAACAAAGCUAGUAGAAGAAGAAGGAGCCAGUAGCGCACCACAUUGAACAACAUGUCUCAGCAUUGGAAAGAUGAUGAGACCUGCCAGCUCCUUUCCAUCCGUGGAGAAAGGAGACUGCCAUGUUGCUCCGCAUUGUUUACUUCCUUGAACUGAAUGAAUUCGCUCGCAUUUGUGACGCGCAUCUUAGCGUGGUGAUGUCACGUAACCUUAC
Messenger RNA from Corythoichthys intestinalis (scribbled pipefish), 5710 nucleotides. Its product is annotated as gastrula zinc finger protein XlCGF57.1-like. Gene Ontology annotation, cellular component: nucleus. The transcript is spliced from 2 exons. Gene Ontology annotation, molecular function: DNA-binding transcription factor activity, RNA polymerase II-specific. Bases 277 to 2025 code for a protein of 582 amino acids. NCBI's taxonomy places the organism in Eukaryota, Metazoa, Chordata, Actinopteri, Syngnathiformes, Syngnathidae. Gene Ontology annotation, biological process: regulation of transcription by RNA polymerase II. The record is from RefSeq and is a predicted model, not a curated record.